AUGGCUAUGGGACAGGGAGAGCAGCGUGCCAUCCAUCCGUUCUUUCGAAGAGAACUUGGGAUAGCCACGGGCCCAAUUGGUCAAACACCCGUCAGCAAUCACUCUUACGAAGGCCCGGAACUUCUGCACAAACAAUCGCCUAGCAACCAUGUCCCUCCCUUGUCCUCCUGCCCCGAGCCAUCCGCUACGCCGGUUGCAACACUAGACCAUGACCCGAACGCUAGUCGGAGGAAGCGAAGGAAAACAGACAAGGAGAAAUCGGAUCCAACAUCGUCAGGUCAGGGAUCUGUGAUGAGUUAUGUCAUCUCCAAAGAUGCACGAUCAUCUCAAGAUAAAGACACCCCCUCGGCUGAAACCGAAAGCGCAAUUACAGCUGAAGAUGGCCCGGGCCCCCAAGAACCCAAAGCUGACACUGAGUCCGCUACCCCUGCUUCGGAGGGACUGGACGCGACGAAACAAGAACCCGAUCACCAAGAAUCUGCAGUCGGGGUUACAAACGAACCGGUAGCAGAAAGAAGAUCCCCUCGGCAGAAAACGAUCAAGCUAAACCCCAACGGAAAGUUGUUGGCUUCUCCUGUGGCGGUUAAGUUCGAGGAUAAACCCAAGAAGACGAGAGCCAGCAAGCGUAGCAAGGUGGACUCCCAAAAGCUUGCCGGCCUCGAAAGCAAAAUUGUAAUCAUCCGAUACGGUAUGGAAGGCAAUGCGAGGGAACAGGUGGGAAAGCUGGUUAAUGAGAUACUUGCUGGUCAGAAGAAGCAUGAGACCUCUAAGAAGGUCUCCCAGCCUGUUGCCCCCGCCUCUUCUACAGUCGCACAACAGCCACAGAGACCUACACAUCCAUUCUUCCUGAAGAAGCCCACGCGCAAACCAGAUACCAUAGACUCGCAGUGCCGGGAGCCUGAUACUACUAAUUCACAGCCGUCCGCAGGAACAGGACUGACAGCACGCCCCUUUCCUGGCCAAGAUACGGCCUCGGCAGCCGUCCCUUCCACCACUUUCACAUCAUUUAAGCACCGCCGCUCUAGGUUUCCGGAACCCAUACAGCCUAUUUGGCCUCCGCGCGACCUGGUCCAUGUCCGAGGCAUAGAACACAACACCCGGAAUACGGCCACUUCCGAGCCCGUCGUGCGGGAUUUGAAGAAGGCAAAGAUGGCUGCUAUUAGUAUCCAUGAUAACGAAAGCGUACUUGUACACCAAAUACGGAAAUACUCGUCAGACUCUCCGCAAAGUUUAAGGAUCCCUUCAAGACACGUCGCUAGCGGGAAGGUUAUACAAACAGCUGUGACCAGACAACUAUCAGCAUCUUCUCACGACAAAAAGACACUCAUGGGAGCCUGUCACCCGGCCCUUAAAAGACUUCAUUCCUCUCUUCCCUGCUCAAUGACUCCUUUCGAUCAAGGGGCCUUCGAAACGUUGAAUUGGACUCAGAAGUAUGCUCCACAAUCGGCUGACCAAGUUCUGCAAACCAGCAAGGAAGCAUACAUGCUACGGGACUGGCUGAAAUUUCUGAUGGUUACAACAGUCGACACUGGUAAAUCCUCCAAGGGCGAUGAAAAAUCGAGAAAGAGUACAGAGGAAAAGAAACGCAAGAGACGCAAGAAGGAGAACUUGGACGGCUUCAUUGUGUCAAGCGAGGACGAGGCAUACGAAUUGGACCCUGUUAAUGAAUCGGAUGAUGAACUAGCGGGAGAUGUCACGACGAAGAGAACGCUGGUCCGGUCCAAUGACUGGUCACUGAGUUCAAAGUCGGGAGCGGAUAGAGCUCGCGUAUCCAACGCAAUCCUCCUCAGUGGUCCUCCGGGAUGCGGUAAAACGGCAUCAGUGUAUGCGGUGGCAAAGGAGCUUGAUUCCGAAGUCUUCGAAAUCAACCCGGGUAAUCGACGCAGUGCCAGAGAUAUUGUGGAGCGCGUGGGUGACAUGACGCGAAAUCAUUUGGUUCAUAACGCGAAAACUGGCGAAAAGCAAUCACUCAUAUUGUUGGAGGAGGCUGACAUUCUUUUCGAAGAGGACAAGCAGUUCUGGUCUGGAGUCAUGACACUAAUUAACCAGUCGAAACGUCCAAUCAUAAUAACAUGUAACGACGAGAACCUCAUCCCUCUUCAAGACAUAGGAUUUCAUGCCAUCCUUCGCUAUCGAGCUCCUCCACUAGACCUUGCCGUCGACUACACCCUCCUCCUAGCUGCAAAUGAGGGCCACAUGCUCAAACGCAACGCUGUUGAGGACCUAUAUGCGGGCAACGGCAGAGACCUUCGGCGGACCGUCAUGGAACUCGGAUUCUGGUGUCAAAUCGCGGUUGGGAGCGAAAAGUCUGGUCUCGAUUGGAUCAUCGACCGGUGGCCACGGGGUUCAGAUCUCGACCAGAAUGGCGAUCCGCUCCGAGUGUUGAGUUUGAAUACAUACGAGCCACACAUGGGCUGGUUUAGCCGCGAUAUCUUGAUGUGCAACGGCGUAGACGCUGAUAUAGAAACCCAGCAUGAGGCCUUCAAUUGGUGGCAGCUUAGCACACAAGAGUCGGAGAGUAUGGCGGAUGCCAAGUCUAACCUUUCCAAAUCGCCAUUGAACCCGGUUUCGGCUACAACGAACACUGAGCGGAUUGAUCAACUACGGCAGGCGUCCGAGUUUAUGGAUAUGAAGAGCGACCUGGAUAUUCUUGGCUCCUGUUGCUCGAUUGAAGCAAAACUGGUAAGCCAUGGCGUGACUGUCAUCCCAUACACAAUUACCAGACGUUGA
Messenger RNA from Aspergillus niger, 2730 nucleotides. RefSeq lists its product as uncharacterized. The transcript has 3 exons. Lineage: Eukaryota; Fungi; Ascomycota; Eurotiomycetes; Eurotiales; Aspergillaceae. The record is from RefSeq and is a predicted model, not a curated record. Gene Ontology annotation, molecular function: ATP binding; DNA binding; ATP hydrolysis activity. Bases 1 to 2730 code for a protein of 909 amino acids. Gene Ontology annotation, cellular component: nucleus.